Paramecium primaurelia is the source of this 9233-nucleotide messenger RNA. The record is from the annotation of a GenBank genome assembly. Lineage: Eukaryota; Ciliophora; Oligohymenophorea; Peniculida; Parameciidae.
AUGAAUCAACCUAUUACUUAUUCAUCUUUAAUAUCUCUAUCAUUAGCUAAAUUCCCACAAAUUUACAUGUAUACAGAUGGAUUUAUGAGCAAUGACUUUCAAUUAAUUAGUUUUAAUAGUGUUCAUGGUAAUCUAUUUCAUGAUUUUCAAAAUACUGUUUUUAGAAUUAUACCUGUCUUAAACUUUAAAUGGACUUAAAAAUUAUUAAAGGAAAUAGUUUAAGAAGAUUUCUAGAAACUAAGUGAAAUUUAAAGUAAUUGAUUUAUAUAUAAACAAAGUCGUAAAACAAAGAAAAGGUUAGAUUUAGAGUUUAAGAACAAAUUUAGAUGGAGAAGUUACAUCUAAUAUAUCAUUAACAAGUAAAUUAACAGGAGUACCUUUAAUAUUUGGUUCAUCUACAUUUAUGCUUGUUCAUGUAACAUCACUCAAAUUUUUAACAUUAAAUGAUGAAAAUCCAGAAGAUCUACAUUUUUAAUUAAAAGAUUUUCCAGAAGAAGGUAGCAUAAUGAAAUUCACUCCUUGUCUUAAUUUCUAAAAAUUACGAACUAACAUAGUAUAUAAUAAAGAUGCUGUUAUAUUGUCUAGUACAAAAGUUGUUUGCAAUAGACCACCUUCAUUAUAUACUUUCUAUAAAGGAUAAGAAUAUAAAUAUAAAGAAUCAAAAGACAAAUAAUUAAAGAAAUAAUUUCAAUAGGAAAUAAAAAAGAGUAAGAUUAUUGGAAGUAUAGAAUAUUAAACUAGAUGGAGAGUUGAAGGAUAUCAUUGUGCUAGUAAUAAUGAAAAAUAAUCUGAAUUUGAUGAUUAUUUACAUGUUGGAGAUGUAAUUGCACUUUAUUUAUCAGAAUUAAAAUUACAUGUUAAUGCAUUAAAACCUUAUGAUCCAUUCAAGAAGAUAUUAUAAAUAUUAAAAAUUGAAAAUUUAACAUCUGCUGAACCUUAAACUAAACAUAAAGAUUAAUUAUUAAAAUUAACAAAAACAUAAUAAAAUUUAGAUAAAGAAUUUAAUCUUAAUUAAUCAGAUGCUAAAAUCUUAAAAAAAAUAUUAAUUGAAGAUGUAAUUGUUACAUUUUAAAAUUUCAAUUAUUUUAAUAGUACUGAAUCUUAAAAGAAAUUAUAGGAUUUACCAAAUAGUUGUUUUUGGAAAAUUGAAAGUGCAGAUUAAAUGAGUGGAGGAAGAGUAGAUUGGAAUAAAAUAUAUAGAUUAAGACAUUUUUAAACUGGUAGAUAUUUAUAAAUUACAAAAAAUGGAAAUUUAGUAGAUAUGGAAUUAAUUUCAGAGCCUAAUUAAAAUGCUUUAUUUAAAUUCUCUUAAAUUUAGAAUUCAGAAGAUUCAGAAGUAACAUAUAUUAAAAGAGAUUCAUUUUAUUAUUUAUUACAUAUUGUAACUGGUCAAUAUUUAGGUAUUAGUGAUGAAGUAAAUGAAUUAAAUCCAAAGAUUGAAUAAUUAUCAAAAGAAGCUGAAGUUGAAGUUAAAUAGGCAUAUUUAUCUGUAGUUUAAAAUCAUUAUACUACAUUUAGAGUAAAAAAGAUUGAUUUUUCUGAUAUGUGGGAAACCUAUAUGUUAUAAUAUAGUUUACCAUUCUUUUUAGAAGCUAUUGAUUAUAUUUAAAAAUUACAUUAAAAACAUAUAGUAAAUAGUACUAUAGCUUAUAAUGAUGAAGAUAUCAAAAGCAAAUUACAUUUUUAUUAAAUAUUUUUAAAAUUAGAUAGAAUGUUAGAUAUGUAUUGUGAAUUUAUAAAUAAUAAAUUAAUUUCUAAUAUUAGUACUAAAUAAGAAUAUUCUUAUAUUGUUACAAAUAGAUAAAAUGUAGUAAGAGAAUAGAAUAUAUUUAUAUUAUUAGUUUGGAUGUUAUUUAGAUGUUUUCCUAAUAGAUAAAUUAUAGAAAAAUAUCCAUAAAAAUUUGAAGCAAUGAAAAUUGAUUUUAUGGAUGAAAAAGAUUUUAUAUUUCGUGUAUAAUCAUUUCUAUAGAGUAAUACACUUAAACAUCAUCCAAGAAUGCUUGUUAAAUUAGAAGAUGGACAUAAUAAAAGAUAGAUAUAUUUAUCAUAUAAAGUAUAUAUGACAAUAAAAGAUUUUUGUAAAGAUAAUAAAAAUAAUUAAAAAACUUUGAUGAAACUAUUAAAUAUAUUUUAUAAUCAUAUAGGUUUAGGUGAUUAGAUUGUUGAUACAUUAGCAAAUUCUAUUUCUAAAACUAAAUCAAUUUUAUAAUAAUUACCAAAAACUAUGAUAAGUAUGCCUUAAAAGCCUAAUUAAGAUGAACAUCAUUCUCAAUCAGCAUCUUAAGAUAAAUCUUAAUUAUAGAUUGAAUAAAAUAAGAUUACAGAUUAAUCUAAUUUAUCUAUGACUACUCCUCAUAAUAAAAGUAAAGACAGAGUUUCUUAAAAGGAAAUUGAAUUAUAAAGAGAAAAAGAAAAAGAAUAAUAAAAAUUAAAAGAAUAAUAAGAAAAAUAAAAAGAAAAGGAGAAAUAAUAAAAAAAUGAAAGUAAUUCUCUAUAAGCAAUUAUUUUAAAAUUACUUGAAUUUCCACCUUUUUCAAAACCAGAUAUAAUAUAUUUAUUAGCAACUGUAUGUUAAUCUUAAGAAUCACCAGUAUUUGUUAAUUAAAAUUUAAUAUAUAGAGCAUUUUUUGAAAACAAAUUAAUUUAUAAUCAUGCAUUUAUGAAAUUAACAUAUAAAUUUGGAGAUUUGUUACUUACUUGUUAAGAUAAGAAUGAUUAACCAGUAACAAUAAAAUUUUUAGAUUUUUUUGAUGAUCCAAGAUUAGAAACAGGAUCUAAUUAUUAAAGAUAAUUUGAAUAUAUAAAAAAUGAAUUAAAUUUAAUAGCAAAUUUAUGUUUAAGUAGAAAUACUUUAGCUUGUAAAACAUUUUAAUAAACAUUUUUAUUUAAUAAAACGUUACCAUUUGUAGAAAAUAGUAAUUUAAAAGAAGAAAUUAGAGCAGUAUUUUUAAAAUUAAUAAGAGUAUUAUAUAUAGAUUAAGAACCUUAUUAAACAUAAAAAAGACCAGAAUUAGUUAGAGAAAUUAUAUAUGAUAAAUCAAUUUUAACAACUAAACUAAUAAAAUAAGAUGGAGGAAUAUUAUCAAUGUUAAAAAUGAAUGCUAAUAAUUAUGUAUCAUUUGAAGAAAUUUAAAAACGUUAAUUAGAACCAUUAAUAUCAAAGGAUACAAUAUUAUAUUAAACAAUGAGAGUAAAAAAAUUAAAACAAUAAUAAAUUAAUUGGGAAAGAAUCUAAAAAGAAUAAGCAAUAGAUGAAUCUGAAGUAGAAGAAUCAGAAGAAGUUAAAAAAUUCUUAUAAUCUUUAAUAAAAAUUUUAAUUUAACAUAUUUAAGAAUCUGCUUCAAAAUUGACUUCUUUAAAAUAAGGUAGAUUAAUUUAUAAUAUAUUAACAUUAGAAGUUAUUUAAAUAGUUAAAUUAAUAUUUUAAUUUGGUUUUUUUAAUUAAGAAUAUAUUAAACUUCCAAAUUAACAUACUAAAAAAUCAUAAGCAAUUAUGAGAGAAAUAGAAAAAUAAAUAAAAAAUUCUGAAAUUGAAUAAAUUAUUUAAUUAUUAGCUUAAUUAUUAGAAUAUGAUGAAUAAUAUAAUUAAGCUUUAGAAAAUGCAAAUGUUUAAAGAAAAUUUAUAGAAAAUAAAUUAAAAAGAGAUGAGAGAAAGAAGAAAAAUGCAUUUGAUGAUUUAGCUAAUUUGGGUAAUAUUAAUCUUGAUAUGAUGAAUUUAUUAGAUGGAGCAGAAAAAUAAAAAAAAGAAAGAAAAAUUAUUCAUUAAGAUAUUGAAAUGGAAAUAAUUAAUGAUCCAUUAUUUAGAAAAGUAAAAUAAUUAAAGAAAAUAUUAGAUAAAUGUUCAAAUAAAACUUUUUCAAUUAAAUAAGAAGAUUAAUUUACAUAAUAUGAAGUUUAAAUAAAGAUGGAAAUUUGUGAAAUAUUUAUAUUAUUAUUGGGAAUGAGAUAAGAUUUUUUAAUUGAUAAUGCAAUUGAUUUCUUUAAAUAAUAAUUUGUACCUUAUUAAGUAAGUUAAUUAGAUGAAAAUCAUACAUACACUGAUUUACUUCCAGAAUUAGGAAUUGAAGUUGGAGAAGAUGUUGAUUCUAUUUAAACUAUGAAAGAAUAUAGUGAAAAAUUUUAAACUGUUAGAAAUUUUGAUGUUAUUUUAGAUAGACCAUUUUAUGAAACAUUAAUAUUAUCAUUAUUCUUUUCAACUGAUGCAAAAUUAUCAAAUAAAAUUGUUGAAUUAAUAGAAAAAUAUUCAAGUUAAAGAUAUGAUUUAGUAUAAAAUUUAACAGAAUUAUAAGUUGUUGUAUCUAUGGAAACUAUUGCCUUUUAUAAAAAAUGGUCAAGAUUAUUAAAUAAAUUAAAAAGAAAUAUACCAAAUUGUUAAGCUUGGUUAUAAUUAGAUACUCCUUAAAAAUUAAAUGGAAGAAAUGAAACUAAUUUCUAAAAAAAUCUUAAAUUAGUUAAAAAGAUUAUUGAUGUAUUUUAAGAAAAUGCUGGUGAUAAUUAAAGAAUGAAAAUAAAAUAAAGAAUAUUUAAACAUGUAGGAGGAUUUGAUUCUAUGCUUGAAUUAAUGUUAUCUUGUAUGAUCAUGAUAGUAAAUAAUAGAUAAGUAUUUUCAUUCAAAGAAGCUCCUACUAGUUUCUCUUAAUAUUAAUAACAUUUGGCAAAAUUGAUUUUAUAAUUAUUGGAAUGUAUCCUUCAAAUUAUGGUAUUCUUUGGAAAGAAUUCUAUUGAAAAUUAAGAAUUAGUAUUUCAUAAAGUUGUACCUCAUUUAACUAAAUAUAGGAGAAACAAUUUUAGUUAAUCACAAUUUAUUACUGAUUUAUUAAAUGAUAAUCCAAAAUUAACUUAACAUAUAAAUAGAGAUAGAGAAAUUGAAUAUUUUUUUAAGUUGAUCAAAAAACAUGGAAGAUACACUGAAUUUAUAGACUUUUUCUUAAUUAUUUUAAAAAAUGCAGAAAGUAAUAAAACUGGUUAAAGUAAUGUUUUAUCUAUGCAUAUAAUCAAUUUUGUUUUAGACAAAAAAUAUUUUGAAUAUUGCAAUGUAAUUAUUAUUAAAUUGAUAUUAGCCUUUUGUUCCAUAACCAAAACUCAAAGGAAAGUCUUUGUUCUAUCAACAUAAACCUUAAUCAUCAUAUCUAGGAAAAUUUAUUAUUGUAAUUAUUAUUUUAAUAUUCUUUAGAUGUUAGCUUAAUGUUUAAAAAAUUAUAUAGGAGUAUCUUUAACUUAUAGAGCUUAGCAAACUUUUAAAUUGAAUUUAUUAUUAGAGAGUUUAGUUUAAAUAUCUUCAGAAGAAAGAGAAACAGCUUUUGAAUAAUUUAAUUAAUUAGAAGUUAAAACAUGCAUAUUUGAAAUUAUUAUGGUUGUUUUAGAAAGAGCAGAGAAAAAGAACUUAGAAAUAAUGUCAUGUUCUUAAAAAAUUUAAGAAUUUCUAGUACUUGAAUCUUAAUUCUUAAACUCAAGACCAUAAUUUUCAAAUGCCUAAUUGAUCUAUCUAUUUUAAAAACAAUCCCCUUUUCUUCUAUAAUACUUUAAAGCCUUUUACAAAGAUGCAGGUGCUAAAUUAUUUUAAAAUGCUGAAUAAUCUAAAGUUGAACGCAAAAAAAUUUAGGAGUAUGGAAAAGCUUUUUUAAAUGCACUUAAUCACAUGAGUUAAAAAACUAUAAUGGAAGAUGUUCCAAAAAUAACAAUGGUUGAAGAAUUAUGUAAAGCUUUAAAAAUUGAUAUUCCAAAAUCAUUUAGAAGACCAGUAAAUUCAGAUGAUGAAUUAGAUGAUGAUGAAGAAGAAUAAGAAGAUGAAGCUGAUGAUAAAGCGAAAUAAAUCUCAAUGGAUGUAUCAAAUGAAAAUACACAUUAAAAAGGCAGUUUUACAACAGGACCACCAUUAGUAAAUGAAAAUACAGCAAGAGCAUUUUUAUAGAAAUUUAAAUCUUUGAAGGCAAAAUAAUUAUAGACAGAUAAAAAAGAUGAUGAAGAUAAUGAAUCAAAAUAAAUAAAUUACUAUUGGCAAUUAUUUGUUUCAUUAUUAUCAGAUAAUGAAUAAGUACAUGAAGCUAUAAAAGAAGAGAAAUAAAUAUUUGCUAAUAGUGUUUGGAAUGUAAGUUAAAUGUUUCAAUCUGAUAUCAAAUCUGAUUAAAAAGAUUUAGUAUUAAAUUAAGAAGAUGUUGUUAAAAAUUUAUUAAAUUAUAUAUAAUAUUGGUAAGUUAAUGCAGCUGAUAAAAAAAGUGUUCUUUUUAUCUUUAAAGCAUUAAAAUAGAUUUUAAAGAAUCCAUUUAGAUCUGAUGAUUUAGAUGAAUUAAGAGAAAGAUAAGAAAUUUUAAAUAAAUUAAAUGCAACUAAAAUAUUAAUGUAAUUAUUAUGGAGUGAAGAUGAAAAUGAUCUACAAUAUUUAACAACUCUUUUAUCCUUAUUUUGUAUGUUAUUAAAAAAAGGUAAUUUAGUUGUAUAAACAACAAUAUUGGAAUAUUCUAAAUCAAAUUAAGAAUGUGAAAAACUUUAUUUUAAAUUGAAUUUAAUAAUUUCUAAUUAUAUUAAUUCUAAUCCAGCUGAAUUAAAACAAUAAGGUAAAUUAUAAACUAAAUUAAUAUGUAAAACUUUAUAAUUUAUGUAAUUAUUAUGUGAAGGACAUAAUUUAUAAUUAUAAGAAUAUUUACAUUAAUAAACAAAUUCAAAAACUUCUUAUGAUUUAGUUUUAUAAAUUGUAAGACUUUAAUAAUGUAUAAAAAUUGAUAAUAAAAAUUAUGGAAUUGUUACUUAAUGCUUUGAUACAAUAACAGAAGUUAUUUAAGGUCCUUGCAAAACUAAUUAAAUAGCUUUAUCAAACUCUAAAUUUAUGGAAUAUAUAGUAGAUGUCUUAUCUGAAAAUGAAAAGUUAUUUGAAACUUAAGAAGUCUAAAAAAAACAAGAAGCAAAAUUACUUGGAGUUAUUUUUAAAUAAGUAUAAACAUAGAAAAAAGAAUUUAAAAGCUUUAAUUAAAUGGGAUAAACAAAAGAACAAUAAGGAAUUAAAAGAAAUAAAAUUAUGGAUCCAACAAAACCUUAUAAUCUUACUUUGCAUCUAGCAAAAUUAGCUAGAUUAAAACUAAAAGCCUUAAUUUCAUUAGUUUCUUUAGUAGAAUGUUGUGAUCUAUAAGAUAAUUUAAUCUUAAGAAUUAUUAGAGCUAUACCUAUAAGAGUGUUAACUAAUAAUAUGUCAAGAGUAUAUUCAUUAUUUUAGUAAUAUUUUAAAGAUGAAUAUAAAGAAGAAUUAUUUGGAAGGGCAGAAUAAUUAAUAAUAUUGACAGAAGAAGAAGAAAAGUAUGAAUUAGUUGUAGAAAUUGGAUUUUAUAUUUAUAUUUUGAUGUAAAUCUUUGUAGCAAGUAAAAAGGGAAAAGAUAUUUUAUAAGAAGACAUAGAAAUGAGAGAAAUAUUAAAUGAAUUUGAUGUUGAUAGAGCAGAUGAAUAAUAAAAUGGUUUAUUUAGUGGAAUUUCUAAAUUAGGAGGUUAGAUGUUAUAAGUAGGAUUGGGAGGACUUUAGAAAUUUAAAUAAGGAAUUGAAGAAGUAGGUAAAACUGAUGAAGAUAGAAGAAAAGAAAAAGAAGCAUAAGAAUUAGAAGAGAAAAAGAAAAAUAAGGAAUUAUUAAAAAAUUCAAUUAGAUUCUUUAAGAAAAACUCUUGUUCUAUUGAAAUAGUUAGAGAUGAAAAAGUUUAUUAAGUAUUCUUUCCAAAAUUGCCUUAUUGUCAUUAAUUGCCAAAAGAUUUAAAAACUGAAUUUCAUGAUGAAGUCAAUAGAUCAAGUGCUAAAACUAAAUUAAAUUAUCUAAUGACAAAAUCUGAGAGCAUAAUUAAAACUAUGAAACAUGAAGAAUAUUUAAGAAUAUUGUUUAAUAUUAAUCCUAUUUUUGGAGCUAUUGCUUCUCAAGGAAAAUUAUGGGAACUUUGCUUAUUUUUAACAACAAUUGCUAUUAAUUUAAUUAUAUUGUUUAGUUAUUCAUAAUUUUUAGUUCCAGAUCAAUAUAUGGAUAAUGAUAGUAGAAUUUAAUAUUAUAGAUUAUAUGAACCAAGAUUAUUAUGGUAUGAUUAACUAAGUAUAACAAAACAAAUUAUUUUAAUAUUGGGAAUAUUAGAUUUAGCAUUCUCUUCCUUAAUUGUAUUUUUCUUUGCCCUUAAAAGAGCUCCCUUAAAAGUUUAUCAUAUUUGGGUUGGAUUUUUCAGUACUUAAGGAUUUUUUAAAAUCAUUAUCAGAUUAAUCAAAAAUUCUUUGGUUUCUAUAUUUGUAUUGUUAUAAGAUUUUGAAAUACUUUAUUAUUCAGCUUAUAUUUUAGCUGGUAUAGUGGGAUUAGCAGCUCAUCCAUUCUUUUUCUGUGUUCAUUUAAUGGAUUUUCUAAAGCUAGAUUAACUGAAAACUGUUGUUUAAGCUAUUUGGAAACCAAAAGUAGAAUUAGGUUUGGCUUUAAUGUUAUUAAUAAUUAUAGAGUAUUAUUUUAAUAUUUUGGCCUGGAUAGUAUUUUAUAAUUAAUAUCCUGCAUCAGAAGAAUCAGGUCAAGAGUAUUGUAAUGAAUUUUGGAGAUGUCUUAUCACAACAUUUGAUUGGACAUUCAAAUUUACAGGAUCUAUAGGUGCUCAUUUAUAAGAUCCAGCAACUUUGGAAGAAUUAUAAAAAUAAGCUGUUUUAUAAGGGGAUGAAGAUGCUUCAUAUGAUUAUGUGAAUGCAGAUUAAACAGCUAUUUAUUAUGAAAGAUUCUUUUUUGAUAAUUUAUUUAACAUCAUGUUGGUGUUUAUUUUAUUAAACAUGAUUUAGGGUAUUAUUAUUGAUACAUUUUCAUCUUUAAGAGAAGAUUUAGCUGAAAAAAACAAAGAUAUGGAAUUUAAAUGUUUUGUAUGUGGCUUUGAUAUGGAAACAUUAGAUAAAUCAAGUGAUAGUGAUAAAGGUUUUGCAUUUCAUAUCAAAUAUGAGCAUCAUAUGUGGAAUUAUGUUUUUUAUUUUGCCUAUUUGCAAUUCAAGGACCCAACAGAAUAUGAUGGUAAUGAAACUUUUGUAAGCAAUAAAAUGGAAAAUCUUGAUUUAGGAUGGUUACCAAUUAAGAAAGCUAAAUGUAUCACAGAUGAAAAUUAAGAAGAUAAAAAAAAAUUAGAAUAAUUAGAUUUAUUGAAUAAGAAGGUAUUAAUAUAUAAAUAUUUAUUAGGCUGAUAAAAUAGAAGAAGAUGUAAAAAAAUAAACAGAAAAAGUAGAAAAAAUUUAUAAAUCCUUAUUACCUGAAUGA